Hevea brasiliensis (rubber tree) is the source of this 690-nucleotide messenger RNA. RefSeq lists its product as uncharacterized. The record is from RefSeq and is a predicted model, not a curated record. NCBI's taxonomy places the organism in Eukaryota, Viridiplantae, Streptophyta, Magnoliopsida, Malpighiales, Euphorbiaceae. The coding region runs from base 179 to 556 and encodes 125 amino acids. The transcript has 2 exons.
UUUUACUUUUCUCUUUCCAAAAAAUUCCUGAAAUCUCCAGUGAAAUCUAUAACAUCCGCUUACCCUGUGCCUAUCAGAACAGGUCACCCCUAUACUACAAUAGCAACAUCUCUCUCCCCCAGCCAAACUUCCAUUUCUUGAUUUUCUAUUAAAGAAAAUAAAAAAACCCAUUGAGGAAAUGAAGUUUACAUUUCUUGCAUGGUUCUUCAUCUUCUUAUGUGGUCAUACCACAUCAAACAUGGCUUUUGAAGGCAAACCCACAUCAAAACAGGAAGAUUUCACUCUCUCAGAACCUGGUAAAUAUGGUCUAAAUGACACUGGGAAAUUGAAUGAAGAAGAUGAAAGAAAGGAAUACAAGGGAAACCAUGAACUUUUCCCCUCAAUCAAGGGACAGAAAGGGAAGGGAGCUUAUGGGGGUGCAAAUAUUGUUCACCGCCCACGCCCUGGUGAAAAAAAUGCAGCAAUAUUAACAGUAAAGCCUUCCUUCUUUGUGUCAGCCACCAUGUUGUAUGUGAGUUGGGCUUUGGUUCUCACGUCUCUCCCCAUUCUAAGUUAAAUUAGGCGCGAGGUCGAUGCUAAACUCUGAGUUCUCUCUUGGUGCCUAAUGGCAGAGUUUGGUGUAGCUCUUGGCAAGCAUAUGCUUGAACUACUUGAGCAUUUUGAUAUUGUUAAUGUCAAUCAUUUUUGUGG